CUGUCCCUGGCUGUUGGCAGGCGGCGCGGAGAGGGGGCCCGGGUCUCCCGGCUGGUAGCUCCCGCCUCCGGGCCGCGGCCGCACCGGAUGAGACCUUCAUUCUGGCUGGGGAACGAGACCUUGAAGGUGCCAUUGGCGCUCUUUGCCCUGAACAGGCAGCGCCUGUGUGAGCGGCUGCGACAGAACCCAGCCGUGCAGGCCGGCUCCGUGGUGCUGCUGCAGGGCGGGGAGGAGACGCAGCGCUACUGCACCGACACCGGGGUCCUCUUCCGCCAGGAGUCCUUCUUUCACUGGGCGUUUGGUGUCACCGAUCCAGGCUGCUACGGCGCGAUCGAUGUCGGCACCGGAAAGUCGACCCUGUUUGUGCCCAGGCUUCCUGCCAGCUAUGCCACCUGGAUGGGAAAGAUCCACUCCAAGGAGUACUUCAAGGAGAAGUAUGCCGUGGAUGACGUCCAGUAUGCAGACGAGAUCGCCAGCGUCCUGACAUCGCAGAGCCCCUCUGUGCUCCUCACUUUGCGUGGUGUCAACACCGACAGCGGCAGCGUCUGCAGGGAGGCCUCCUUUGAGGGCAUCAGCAGGUUUAAUGUCAACAACACCAUCCUUCACCCGGAGAUCGUGGAGUGCCGGGUCUUUAAGACGGACAUGGAACUGGAGGUUUUGCGUUACACCAACAAAAUCUCCAGCGAGGCCCACCGGGAGGUAAUGAAGGCCGUAAAAGUGGGAAUGAAAGAAUAUGAGAUGGAAAGCCUCUUCGAGCACUACUGCUACUCCCGGGGCGGCAUGCGCCACAGCUCCUACACCUGCAUCUGCGGCAGUGGUGAGAAUUCGGCCGUGCUGCACUACGGACAUGCCGGGGCCCCCAACGACCGGACCAUCCAGGACGGGGACAUGUGCCUGUUCGACAUGGGUGGGGAGUAUUACUGCUUCUCUUCUGACAUCACCUGCUCCUUCCCUGCCAACGGCAAGUUCACCGCAGACCAGAAGGCCAUCUAUGAGGCGGUGCUGCGGAGCUGCCGCGCUGUCAUGAGCGCCAUGAAGCCAGGGGUCUGGUGGCCUGACAUGCACCGCCUGGCUGACCGCAUCCACCUGGAGGAGCUGACCCACAUCGGUGUCCUGACCGGCAGCGUCGAUGCCAUGGUCCAGGUCCACCUGGGAGCCGUGUUCAUGCCUCAUGGGCUCGGCCACUUCCUGGGCAUUGAUGUGCACGACGUGGGAGGCUACCCCGAGGGCGUGGAGCGCAUCGAUGAGCCCGGCCUGCGGAGCCUGCGCACCGCGCGGCAGCUGGAGCCCGGCAUGGUGCUCACCGUGGAGCCGGGCAUCUACUUCAUCGACCACCUUCUGGACGAGGCCCUGGCCGACCCGGCCCGCGCCUGCUUCUUCAACCGUGAGGUCCUGCAGCGCUUCCGCGGCUUUGGUGGGGUCCGCAUCGAGGAGGACGUCGCGGUGACCGACAGCGGCAUGGAGCUGCUGACCUGCGUGCCCCGCACGGUGGAGGAGAUCGAGGCCUGCAUGGCAGGCAGCGACAAGGCCUUUACUCCCUUCUCUGGCCCCAAGUAGAGCCAGCUGGGGGCACCCAGUGGGACCAGGGCCUCGUCUUCAGGACGGGCAGCCUUCUCAUGGGCAAGACGGGCGCCCAGAGAUCACAUGGCCGUGUCCGUGUUCAAUCACGCUGAUUCCUCGGGAGAAGAUCUUUCUUAACCUUCUGCAAGAUCACACCUCAGUCUGCUAUUACUUUGCUUGAAUGACAGUGGCUUUUAAAACACUAAUGGAAAAUAGUUCUGUGCUUUAGUAGCAACUAAAAUGUGUCUUGCUGUCAUUUGUAUUCUCUGCUCAGGGAAGAUCCAUUUCCAGUGUUUUCUCUCAAAAAUCGAUAUGCAGAAUGGAAUUUACAAUAAAAAGUUUCCAAAAAUGG
This is a messenger RNA of Suricata suricatta (meerkat), 1912 nucleotides long. It is a transcript of the gene PEPD, whose product is annotated as peptidase D. The transcript is spliced from 15 exons. Bases 88 to 1557 code for a protein of 489 amino acids. NCBI's taxonomy places the organism in Eukaryota, Metazoa, Chordata, Mammalia, Carnivora, Herpestidae. The record is from RefSeq and is a predicted model, not a curated record. Gene Ontology annotation, molecular function: metalloaminopeptidase activity; manganese ion binding.